AUGAGCGUCACAUUUGAUGUCUUCCGCGGUUCGAAGAAGGGAAAGAUUGUCGCAGGCACCACUACUCGCACAUUGCAACCCAAUGAAGUGUUCAUCGAAACCACUCAUUCGGGUCUCUGCGGUACUGAUGAGCACUACCUGAAGACUGAAAUGGUCCUCGGCCAUGAAGGUGUCGGCGUCAUUCGUCAGAUUGGCCCAGCUGUCACUAACGUGAAGGUUGGUGACCGUGUUGGAUUCGGUUAUACCCAUUACGUAUGUGGAAAGUGUGAGAAGUGCUUAACUGGGUGGGACCAGUACUGUGAGAACAAAAAAGAAUACGGUUACGCUGAUUUAGACAUUGGGUCUUUUAGUAGCGGUUGUGUUUGGGAUGCCGGAUGUGUGGUUCCCAUUCCUGAAGGAUACGAGUCUGCUGACGCUGCUCCCUUGAUGUGUGCUGGUGCAACCGUCUGGACUAUCCUGACUGAAUAUGGUCUCAAAUCCACAGAUCGCAUUGGUGUGAUGGGUAUUGGUGGCCUAGGCCACUUGGCCAUUAAGCUUGCCUCAGCCAUGGGAUGCCAUGUGGUUGUUCUCUCUAGUUCUGAGGCUAAGCGUGAAGAGGCUAUGGCUUUCGGUGCCUCCGAGUACCAUGUUUUCCGAUCCGGUGACAAGUUGCCCGACUUUAAGCCUGUUAAGCAUCUUCUACUCUGCGGAAGUGCCAAUGUUGACUACCCUAGUCUUAUGCCUUUGAUGGAUAUCCACGGAGUUAUCUACCCCUUGACUGUUGACAUGAGCAACGCACCUAUCCCUCUUCUAUACAUGAACCAACAUGGCAUUCGCGUCCAAGGCUCUCUUGUUGCAUCUCGCAAAGCCCUCCGUUCACUGGUUGAGUUUGCUGCUGAGAAGAAAAUUACUCCUACCUCAAUGACAUUCCCUCUAACUAAGGAUGGCAUCGAGGACGCAAUGGAAACUCUUCGCUUUGGAAAGAUGAGAUACCGUGGCGUUCUUGUGCGAUAG
Penicillium taxi is the source of this 993-nucleotide messenger RNA. Its product is annotated as NAD(P)-dependent alcohol dehydrogenase. NCBI's taxonomy places the organism in Eukaryota, Fungi, Ascomycota, Eurotiomycetes, Eurotiales, Aspergillaceae. The record is from RefSeq and is a predicted model, not a curated record. Gene Ontology annotation, molecular function: zinc ion binding; alcohol dehydrogenase (NADP+) activity. Gene Ontology annotation, biological process: alcohol metabolic process. The coding region runs from base 1 to 993 and encodes 330 amino acids. The transcript has 3 exons.